AUGAAGCCCCUCAGACAAUGUUGGAUGACACUUUUUGAGUGGAUAACCGUAUGGUUCAAACAUGUUUUCUCGAGGUUUUGCGGUGCUUUUCUAUCCAUUACAACUUGGAUAACACCAAAUGGUAUCACAGAUGGAGGGUCAUGUAAACCAGACCCAGAGGAGUGGGAAACCAAUGAAGUCCAGCGCACAUAUUGCAGCGGAGACAAAGAUGAAACCAUGGUAACAGUCCAAACAAGACCACAUGCUUUCUAUGUAAGUAAGAAACGGUAUUUGCGAGCCAAUAAUUAACCAGAGGCUAAAGUAAAUUUGACGUGGUAUUUCUAUUUUUGAGGUUGACCUUGGGAGACUCUCAGAGUGCAGUGAGUACUUUCGAGCCCUGUCCCAGUCCAGGAUGAGAGAAACCUCACAAAACCUCAUUCACCUGGACCACGUGUCCUCCUCAGUCUUUCAUAAUCUCCUAGAGUUCACCUUCUAUAACAAUUUUGAAGUCCUUGAGGAGGAGUUGGGCGCACAUAUCCAGGUAUACAGACUAUAUUUUACUCAUCUGAUCUUUCUGGUUUCUCAAACUGACCUUUUCUCACCCCUGUUUUUGCCUCUGGAGGUCAGCAGUUAUCUCCUGGCUGAGGCCUUUCUUUCAAAGUGCCUGUCAGUGCUGACAGAUCUUCUCAGCCCAGCGAACUGUCUGUCCUACCUGAGUCUGGCGCAGGAGCUCUGCUGUGUGGAGCUGAAGAUAACCGUUUUCACCUUCCUGAGCCAAAGCCUGCUGGAGCUUCCUCACCUUAUCAGGUAAUUAACACCCAACACUAUAUUUAAAUGUCAAUUAAUUUGGCUUAGCUACAAAGACUGAGCUUGCUGUGUUUCUUUCUCCUAACUUCCUGAUGCACACAUAGGAGUUUGAAUGAGGAAGAUCAGGCUGAGGUGGUCCGUCUGAGAACACAAGGAGUCCCAUGUCUCUGCUGUCUUAGAAAAGAAAACCUGACCUCCUGGAAAGACCCAGAAACAGAGCGUGCCCGGCAUAUGUUCACUCUCAAAGGAUCAGAGGACAGUGGAGAUUGGCUUCCUGUUACAGAGCUUCCUUUCAGGGCGGAUAAGUGGUGUUUCACUACAGUGGUCCUCCAUAACUACCUGUACAUUAUAGGAGGAUACCGACAUCGUGAGAAGAGAGGCUGGGAGUUCAAGAUGGCCUCCUUUAGAUAUAAUCCAGUUUCUCAUACAUGGGUGUCCACUGCUCCCCUGAUUAAGGUUAGACAGCUCCCUAGCUUGUGGUAAGGAAACUUUCCAUCUAUUUCUCUGUCUGUAACCAUCUGCUGCAUCUACAGCACCGAAGGCACUUCAGCGCAGUGGCCUGUGAGGGGAGUAUUUACGCGGUGGGAGGCUGGUACUUGGACUCAUUGGUGACUCCUGACUCCUGCACUGCUCUUUACACAGCUGUGGAGCGCUAUGAUCCCUGGGAGGACACGUGGAGGUUUGUGACCAAGAUUUUUCCAUACUGAGCAAUAGUAUGUUUCCUCCCUGAAUGAUUUGUUUUACCUCAUGUCUUCUUUAGGUUUGUCUCCUCGCUGCCGCUCACUGACUUCCAGUUCACCAUGUCCUUGUCCCAUGACGUGCCCCUCGCCACCAGCCUUGAACACUGUCUCUAUGUGCUGGGCAGCAUCCAGAGGACGGGAGAGAAAUUGCUGCUACAGUACGACACAAGGCAAGGUAAAGCAGAGUAAUGUAGCAUGUUUUGUUUGGCAAGAGAAGUAGAUCCGUUUUUUUUUUUGGUGUAGAAACCUCAGAAUCAGAAUCCAGACCACAUUACUGCAGAUCCAUGAGAACAAUGUGAUUCUUUAUUCUCUCUGUCGGACAGACUCAUGGUGUGAACUACUUCCCACCCUCACCAGAGCAGACGCAGACCUCCCAGCUCUUUACUUCCUGGGUGCCACUGACAAGUUGCACGUGAUUGGUGGGAACAACUCUGGGAAUGUGGUGACAUCAUUCUGUGUGCAGUCACAGACAUGGGGAGAGGUGAGAGGAGACAAAAAAACAUUUCCUGUUCAAUACUAUUUCAUGUGUGUUGUGUUAAUUUCAGACAAAAUCUUGACUCAUUUUUUUUCUCUUAAGGUGCUCGAAGCUGAGAAAGUGGCAUUGGCAGGACAGGGGACGGUUACCGGGGACCAGGUUUUAAUGACGAGUAUAGAGCACAAUGCUGUAGCAAGACUGGACCUCCAAACCCUCUCCCUCAAAACUUUUCCCCCUCUACCCAUCUCCACUCGAUAUGAAUCUGUUUUCUAUCUUUACUUUGAAUGA
Messenger RNA from Xyrichtys novacula (pearly razorfish), 2289 nucleotides. The record is from the annotation of a GenBank genome assembly. Lineage: Eukaryota; Metazoa; Chordata; Actinopteri; Labriformes; Labridae.